Molecule: messenger RNA, 8767 nt
Organism: Dreissena polymorpha
Lineage: Eukaryota; Metazoa; Mollusca; Bivalvia; Myida; Dreissenidae
Exons: 7
Coding region: 354-2528 (724 amino acids)
Biological process (GO): positive regulation of apoptotic process; intracellular signal transduction; protein phosphorylation
Cellular component (GO): nucleus
Molecular function (GO): ATP binding; protein serine/threonine kinase activity
Source: RefSeq, a predicted model, not a curated record
UGAAACGGUGUGACCUCGAUUUCGAAACUUGACAGAACAGUGUCUAAGUAUCUAAACACACAUAGACUAUCUAAAACAAGUUUGGAUUAACUGUACCGACUUAUUCAUGAACGUCAGAAUUACCUGGAAUAAAGUUAUAUUUUAAUUAAGUUUUAAUUGUGAUCUUUCGAAUUUAUAUUUGUUACCAUUAUUGAAGUCUUCAUUUUAUUCAACAGCAGGUGGGGAAAAAACAACAAGCUGCUUAAAAAUCUUUCAAACCAUUUUUCGAUGAGACGUUGCAGCACAGUCACUUACACCCAUACAGAGAAAGGCAUCUACUGAAUAUGAAUGGAUAUACUUAAUAAAAGGCCACCAUGACCAGUCCAAAAGUUCAGAAUGUUCACUACCACAAUGCGAUCAAGUCAACAAGCAACUCUGCUGUGUAUAGGCCUUCGUCCAACAUAAUCUUAAGUCCCAUUACAGACAAGUACACGAUCAGUGACAACAUUGGCAGGGGUAAAUUCGCAGUGGUCAAAAAAUGCAUCAACAAAACGUCCGGGGAAGUUCUUGCCGCAAAGUACAUCAAGAAGCGACGGCGCGGCAAAUCAUGCCGGGAAGAAAUCCUCCGUGAAGUCGUCAUGCUUGAGAUGGCGCUCGAUCACCCGCGACUGGUGAACCUGAAAGAGGUCUAUGAGACGCCGCAGGAGCUGAUACUGAUAACUGAAUACUGUGCUGGUGGCGAGCUGUUUACGGAGUGUAUUCUAGAAGAGAAAUUCAACGAGGCGGAUGUUCGGCUGCUCAUGUCUCAGAUUCUAGAGGGGCUGGUGUAUCUACACGAGAAAAAUAUAGUGCAUCUCGACCUCAAGCCCCAGAACAUUCUCUUAACAGAAGAGUUUCCACGCGGCACAGUUAAGAUCUGUGAUCUGGGGUUCGCGUGCAUGGUGAACACGGGUGAGGACAUACGGGAUAUCAUCGGCACACCGGACUACGUUGCCCCAGAAGUGCUUAACUAUGACACGCUAGGCCUCUACACGGACAUGUGGUCGCUGGGUGUGCUCACCUACGUGAUGCUCACCACGUGCUCCCCGUUCGCUGCCGAUGACAAGAACGAGACGUUCGCCAACAUUACCAACGUCCACCUGGACUUUCCAGAGGACUUGUUCGCAGACAUUAGUCCGGCUGCUCAAGACUUUAUCCAGAAAUUGCUCAUUGCCGAACCCAGUGAAAGAAUGACUGCCAAGGAAUGCCAGUCACACGAGUGGUUGUACGACAUAUUCCAUCCAAGCAUUAAAGAGUCACCAGAGAUAGGAGAUAUACACCAAGUACAUGCCAAUGCUAUCAGUGAUGGAGAAAAAAUUGAAAAUGGGGACAUUGAUGAAGACAUGUCUGGUAGCGUAUCUGAGAACGCGAGGGAGGAGAAUGUAAGCAAGGACGGGACAGGCGAUGUGGCGAUAAGUGAUUGCCGAGGUAAAAUAAAGGUCCAGCUUUCAGGAAUGUCUGAAGGUGAUAGCGGCAUCGCAAGGAGUGAUUCUAUAGUGAGAAUAAGGAAUCAGGUGUCAGAAAUGUCAGUUACGGAGGGAGGGGAGGAUAUUAUAAACGAACUUGAAUAUUCUGAGGUGUUUGAUGAUAGAAACAUUAGACCGAGUGAUACUGAGUUUGCACCGUCUGUUGAGGCCAUCAGAGAGCAUGAUAACGCAAAUUGUUCUAGACUUCAAGAUAAUCAGAGACUUGUUGGAACAAAUGUGGGCUCAGUUGAAAGAGGAUUAGAAGUAAAUGAAGGGAAUCAGCAAAAUGCAUUUGCAGAUAUAUCGCCUAAUACGGAUUCCACAGUAAGCUUAUCGGAAUGUAAAAGCUAUGAAUUUGAUUCUGGCAUAGGAACUUGUAGCGAUUCGAUGGUGGAGAGUGACGAAACUGAAGUUAUUCUUCAGGAGAACAACCAGGGGAGCUUUGGGUUGGGAAAGAGUGCGGAACAAAAGCAUCCGAAUGACUAUGCAAAUCUUGUAUCAAAUGGACCGGAAGACGAUAUUACAGAAAAUGAACAAGACGAUGACACCAAAAUGGAAUUAGAUCAGGCCAGUGAAGAAAUCAAUGUUGCAAACACUUUUGACAUCCAUUCUUCUACAAAUAACAAUGCAAUCGAUGCACAAUCCAACGCGAAGCGGGAUAUUACCUUACUUGACAAUAUAAGAAAGGAGCAAGUAGUAAUGAAAAAAUCUCCAGUCUCAUUCGGUGUUGUUCAAACUUCACCGUUAAUGCAGACGAGGGGCAUGCCCCGCAUUUCCCAUUGUAACCUUGACGAUUCUAUAAAUAGCACACAACUUGCAGGUGAGCGACAAAAACGUGUUAUGUGCAAUGAGAAUAAAACCACGGUUUCGGGAAGUAACGAAAGCAAAGACGCAGAAGAGUACGAGUUUAUAAGCGUGUCAAAGCGUGUCAAGAGCAUAGAGACUGCGAUUACGACGCCGCGAAGUCCCCAAUUUAGCCCCAAAACUCAGAGAAGCCCAAGAAUUGCGAGACAUUCCCGUAGCUAUUCACAUCAGCACCAUUGAUGUUUGUUGGUUAUUUAUUAAAUUAUUGAGAAUAAUCUUUUAUUAUGUUUUGUAAGCAGUCAGUUGUGUUUUGAAUGAUGAUGGCACCUUUUUUCUUCCAUACAAUUGAUUUUCUGUUUUCAUCUGUAUUUUGAUUUAGUAAGGAUUAACUUUAAGGAUAAUGGCAUAAUAAUAAUUCUUCUGUUUUUAAAUUUUAUUGUUUUUUUUUUUUUAUUCUUUUUUCUGUGUGUUUUGAUUAGUUUAGGGAAUUUUUUUUUGCAAUUGAAAUAUUUAAAAGUUUAUUAAACUAGAAUUGUGAUAAGUCUCGUUUCAAAAAUUAUUUUAUAAUGAUGCAAUUUUUGUGCACAUUACUGUAUGUAAACACAAUUAUUUAUUUAAAAUGAUACAUGUAAUAAGAAUACCCAUCAAAGUAUUUUAUAAGGCUAAGCACUUCUAUUAUAAUUAACUUUUGCCUUACUGCUUAUUUAGUCUAUGAGCUAUUUUUCUUUUGAUGCAAGUUCGGAAAAUUUAGUUUGAACUGCAUUUUUUUUUACAGUUAUGUAACAAUAUUUGUAAAUUAAAAAUAUCAGUUGGUCUCUUGAAACCCAUGGCAGCCUAUCAACAUUUUUUGCAUAAAUGUUGCUGAUGCUUUCUGUUGUUUUAAUGGAAGAACUGAUAUGUUCAGAAUAUAUAUGAAAAACACUUAUCUUUUGAUUGGGCACACAUGUUCUUGUGGUUUGGAUGUUUAAUUUAAAGGGGCCUUUUCACAAUUGGGGUAAUAGACAAAAUUGAAAAAAGUUGUUUCAGAUUCGCAAAUUUUCGUUUUAGUUAUGAUAUUUGUGAGGAAACAGUUAAACUGAACAUUUACCAUGCUCUACAAUAGCAAUUAUAUGCAUCUUUUGACGAUUUAAAAACCCGAAAAUUAUAAAGCGUUGCAACGCGAAACAAAUUAAUAAUUUGGAGAGUUCUGUUGUCGUUAUAUUUUGUGAAACUACGAGGAUUGGUUAUAUGAAGUAUAAAAUACACCUGUCAUUGUAUGAGGAAGGAUGGCCGAGUGGUCUAAGUGGGAGACUUUUACUCAAUGACUCCAGGGGUCAGUGGUUCGAGCCCUGCUGAGGCUUACCUUUUUUCUGUUUUUAAUUUUAUUUUUGAUUUUUUACUGGAGCUUUUUAUAUCCAAUGUUAACAUUUAUCAAUAUAAAGCAUUUGAUGACAAACUUCAAAACAUGCAAAAGUCUGUGAAAAGGCCCCUUUAAGCAUCUCUAAAAAUCUUUGGCCGCCAUAUUUGGGGAAACAUCUCAUGCUGUGUUGCAGGUUUCAGCUUUUAUAACCACUGAUAGGGAAAUUUUGUAAUAAGUGAUAAUUUAUUAUGCCCCCCUUCGAAGAAGAGGGGGUAUAUUGCUUUGCUCAUGUCGGUCGGUCUGUCGGUUGGUCCGUCCACCAGGUGGUUGUCAGACGAUAACUCAAGAACGCUUAGGCCUAGGAUCAUGAAACUUCAUAGGUACAUUGAUCAUGACUCACAGAUGACCCCUAUUGAUUUUGAGGUCACUAGGUCAAAGGUCAGGUUACUGUGACCCGAAAUAGUAAAAUGGUUUCCGGAUGAUAAUUCAAGAACGCUUAUGCCUAGGAUCAUGAAACUUCAUAGGUAGAUUGAUCAUGACUAGCAGAUGACCCUUAUUGAUUUUCAGGUCACUAGGUCAAAGGUCAAGGUCACGUUGACCCGAAAUAGUAAAAUGGUUUCCAGAUGAUAAUUCAAGAACCCUUAUGCCUAGGAUCAUGAAACUUGAUAGGUAGAUUGAUCAUGACUAGCAGAUGACCCCUAUUGAUUUCCAGGUCACUAGGUCAAAGGUCAAGGUCACGGUGACCCGAAAUAGUAAAAUGGUUUCCAGAUGAUAAUUCAAAAACCCUUAUGACUAGGAUCAUGAAACUUGAUAGGUAGAUUGAUCAUGACUAGCAGAUGACCCCUAUUGAUUUUCAGGUCACUAGGUCAAAGGUCAAGGUCACGGUGACCUGAAAUAGUAAAAUGGUUUCCGGAUGAUAACUCAAGAACUCUUAUGCCUAGGAUCAUGAAACUUGAUAGGUACAUUGAUCAUGACUGGCAGAUGACCCCUAUUGAUUUUCAGGUCACUAGGUCAAAGGUCAAGGUCACAGUGACAAAAAACAUAUUUACAAAAUGGCUGUCACUACAACUUAGAGCCCAUAUGGGGGGCAUGCAUGUUUUACAAACAGCCCUUGUUUUGUGAUACCCCGGUACAUAUUUCUUACAUAUUACUUUCAUUAUUUUAUUUUGACACAAAUUUUUUUGCAUUGUAUCAGCAGGCAUUUUGUUUAUUCACAGCAUGCAUUCAAGGAAGGGAUGGCAACACAUAUUAGAAUCUUCAAAUAAUAAAAAUCUUUACUUUUGUAUGCUCCCCCCAAAAAAAUUUGGGGGAAGCAUAUAGUUGUGGCUUCGUCUGUCCGUCCGUGCACAAUUUUUGUUAGGGCUAUUUCUCAUCAACUACUCACUGGAAUUCAAUGAAACUUUAUGGGAAGCUUCACUACCAAGAGGAGAUGUGCAUAUUAUAAGCCGGUUCUGGUCGGAUGAUUUUUCACUGAGUUAUGGCCCUUUGAAAUUUUCCAUGAACUGUACAUAUAGUGCAAUUCUUGUCCGGGCUAUUUCUCAGCAACUUAUGACUGGAAUUCAAUGAAACUUUAUGGGAAGCUUCACUACCAACAGGAGAUGUGCAUAUUAUCAGCGUGUUCUGGUCGGAAGUUUUUUCACAGAGUUAUAGCCCUUUGAAAUUUUCCAUUAACUGUACAUAUAGUGCAAUUCUUGUCCAGGCUAUUUCUCAGAAACUAAUGACCUGAAUUCAAUGAAACUUUAUGGGAAGCUUCACUACCAACAGGAGAUGUGCAUAUUACCAGCCAUUUCUGGUCGGAUGAUUUUUCACAGAGUAAUGGCCCUUUGAAAUUUUCCAUUAACUGUACAUAUAGUGCAAUUCUUGUCUGGGCUAUUUCUCAGCAACUAAUGACCGGAAUUCAAUGAAACUUUAUGGGAAGCUUCACUACCAACAGGAGAUGUACAUAUUAUCAGCCGGUUCUGGUCGGAUGAUUUUUCACAGAGUUAUGGUUCUUUGAAAUUUUCCAUUGUACAUAUAGUGCAAUUCUUGUCCGAGCUAUUUCUCAGCAACUUAUUACGGGAAUUCAAUGAAACUUUAUGGGAAGCUUCACUACCAACAGGAGAUGUGCAUAUUAUCAGCCGGUUAUGGUCGGGUGAUUUUUCACAGAGUUAUGGCCCUUUGAAAUUUUCCAUUGUACAUAUAGUGCAAUUCUUGUCCGAGCUAUUUCUCAGCAACUUAUCACGGGAAUUCAAUGAAACUUUAUGGGAAGCUUCACUACCAACAGGAGAUGUGCAUAUUAUAAGCCGGUUCUGGUCGGAUGAUUUUACACAGAGUUAUGGCCCUUUGAAAUUUUCUAUAAACUGUACAUAUAGUGCAAUUCUUGUCCAGGCUAUUCUCCCCAACUACUGACUGGACUUCAAUGAAGCUUUAUGGGAAGCUUAACUACCUUAAGGAGAUGCGCAUGUUAUAAGUGGGUUCUGGUUAGAUGGUUUAUUUAGAGAGUUAUGGACCUUUGAAAUUUUUAAGUUGCUAAACCAUCCAUUGUAUUAUUUUGUCCAAAGUUAUGCCCCUCAAGACGUUUCCUUUUAUCUGAAUUUAUAGUGCAAUAUUUAGACCAAAAAAACCAUUGGGGAGUAUCACCCGUCUCCGACGGUUUCUUGUUUUGCCUGUAUGUAGUUUUACUUAUAGAACAACAAAUAUGUCCGAUAUAUUCGAUGCAAUAAUGACCAUAAGCUUUUCGUACAGGUUUGGCUUUUUUCUCAUAAUAAUUAUUUUUGUGUCUGUUAAGUUCAUUACCUAAGUAUUUUUAAUUUGACGUUUUGACUUUGAUAACAUUUACUGAUAAUGGAUCGAAUUAAAUAUUCAAAUACUUUUACUAUAAAAUUUUGGUAAUUCUAUUAUUGGUUGCCAUCCCUAAUUGGAAGGCAAAAACACAUAUCAGUGUUUGUUGCACACAAGAUGAUAAAUCUUUUCUGCUUUCUAUCGAUGAUAUAUAUUCACAAUUUAAAUCCGGUUUUAAACAUUAAAUGUGCAAUUGUUUAAGGCCUCAUACUUAAUUGUGCUCGGUUUUUGCGUUUGUUGACCAAUCUUGGGACCAUUUUAAAAGAUUAUAUGUUGCAAGAUUUUACAUUUGUUUUGAAUGGCCUUAUUGACGCAGAAAUAAAUUCUACAUAUCAUUGCAGUACUGCCCAGGGUUAAUUGAGGUAUAUCGUUAAUUCCAAGAAUGGGGAAAAUGUAGGCUUGUAUUUGAAUGAGGGAAAGUCCUAAAAUAGAUGUUGCAGUCUUUGAAAUGAAGCUGUGCAUAAUGCUCCUGUUGAUAAGACCUAUUGUCCAUUAAAUGUUUGUUGAUCAGUCGUUAUGAAAACUCAAAAGAGAUAUUCCCUGUCAAAAGAAUCAUUUGUUUUCUGUCCCAAUUUAAUUUAUCUGGCUUGAAUAACUGAUGUGCAGUCCAAUGAUUAUACAAUUAUAUUCUGUUUAAACUGAUGUUAAAAAAUAAACUUAAUUGUUUGAGAUUGAGCUGAAUUUUUCGUUUUGUUUUAUUGUCUGGGCGGUACUGUAUUUACUUUAAUUUUCGAUGAGUUUACAUUAUUGUAUACAUAGUAUAUACAUGUAAUUAGUUACUGCAAUUCUUGCAAAAAGUGUGAGUAUUUUAGUUAGAAUAAGUGUGGCAUUUUGGUUUUCAUGUUUACGUUUUUCAGGAAGAAAUAAAUAUUCUUUUGUUUCUGCUUUGUUUUCACCAGAUUUAACUGAAGGAACUUGUUCAUAGAUUGUGUCCUUUUUUAAAAUCAUUUUUAAAUGCUUUAUACAAUGUAUUGGUAAAUGUAAACAUCACAACUAAAGAGCUUUAGUAUAAAACCAAAAAAAGAAUUAUGAAAGAAAAUACAAAACAUUUAAGAUCUAUUAAUUUUAAAAAACUAUCGCUUUCAUUGGGCUGUUAUGUUAUGGCAAAUGAUUUUAUAUUUUAUAUAAGCAAAGCAGUCCAAUUAGUACUGUCACAAAAUGUUACGAAAUUGAUUGUUUGGCGUCUAUAACGCUUAAUAUUUUUAUCACCCAAACACAUAAAUGUAUUUUCAGAAUGAGUAUAGGUCAUUUAGACUUAUUUUGCUUCAUUGUUCUUUUAUUUUUUAAUCUGUUAAAAAAGUUGGAGAAUUAUCACAAUCUGUGAACAAGUCCCCUUUGAAGGGUUGUAUUGAAAUCCUAUAUUGUAUUAAAUUGUACAAACAAAUUAAAUGUGUCUUGUUAUGAGAAAACUGGGCAUAAUGCUUGUGCAUAAAGUGUCGUCCCAGAUUAGCCUGUGCAGUCCGCACAGGCUUGACAACACUUUCCACUUGAACUAGAUUUUUGGUAAAAAGGGACUUCUUUUAAAUGAAAAAUACCAUUUAAGCCGAAAGUGUUGUCCCUGAUUAGCCUGUGCGUAGUGCACAGGUUAAUCUGGGACGACACUUUAUGCACAUGCAUUUUGCCAAAUUUUCACAGAACAAGACAAAAAUGUAUUGUUAACCCUUAAAGCGCUGGAGCUGAAUUUUAAAGGCCUUUGCAAACAGUUUGGAUCCAGAUGAGACGCCACAGAACGUGGCAUCUCAUCAGGAUCCACACUGUUUGCUAUUCUGAUAGUAUUCUUUGAAAAAAAUCGAAGAAAAUGCUAAUUUUAGAAAUUCUGCAGACGACAUUUUAGCAGAAGACAAAUUACCCAGCAUGCAAAGGGUUAAUGGACUGCAUACUUUGAAACUCUGAUUUCAAAACACGCCAACAAUUUUUGUAUUUCAUAUUACCGGUGUUAAAAGUUGGCAAUGGUGGCUCUGAAAGUGAGAGGCUGUUUAAAUGAAAUGUGCUACUAAAUGUAAAAGAAAAAAAAGAAAAAAAGAAACAACUGGACUAUGUUUUUCUUGUAUGUUUGUUUCUGUGAUAAAUUAUGUGUUUAAGUACUGAAACUGUAUACAAAAAUUACUUACACAUUUUACCACAACUUGUCAUUCGACUGUUUGUAAAAUCAAGAUAAUGUUUGUCAUCAAAUUGUUUUCUUGUAAAUUUGAAUAUUUUCUUUCAUUUGAAAAAAAAUGACCCUAGGCAUUUGACUUCAUGAUGGAUAUGUCUGAUGAAAUGUUUUGUUGCUUUUGUACUUUUAAUUUGUUAGACUAUAAAUAUAAUUGUAAUGUCCUAA